AUGCAUCCCGAGCAGGUGCUGCGCCUGCUCCUCGGGGAGAGCUGGCCGGACGCGGCGUGGGACGAGCGCGGGUCCGGCUCGGGCGAGUCGGGCUCGGGCGGCCUCGAGCCCAUGCCCAUGAACCGUCCGGAGUGGGUGUUUUUCGGGCUCCUGACGUUUUGCGAUGUGUUUGUGCUGCUGCUGCUCGUCUCCUCCAUCGGCGGCUUCAUCGGCCGGCUGUGUGACCGGCGCACCACGCGCACCGGCCACAGCGAUUCCACCUCCCGCCUCCGCGCCGCGCUCGCCACGCAGUCGAUGACUGUCAUCGUGCCGUGCUACUUGCCAAACGAGCAGCACAUCCUCAUGGAGACGGUGGAGCACAUCCUGUCGCGGCUCGAGUACCCGGCCGCCUUCACGCUCAUCCUGUGCUACAACACGCCCACGCCCCUCCCCGUCGAGGCCGACCUCGCGCGGCUCGACGGCAAGGUUUACCCGGGCGGCCGCACACUGCGGAUCCUCAACGUCAUCGGCUCGCACUCUAAGGCAGAGAACAUCAACGCAGCGAUGAGCCGGAUGGUGGACUCGGAGCUGGUCGCCAUCUACGACGCGGACCACCACCCCGACCCCGAGUCCCUCCUCGUCGCCACCGCCUACAUGCGCGCGUACGGCGUCGACUGCGCCUACUGGAUCAACGCCGAGUUCUUCGUCACUCACUUCGUCUACUUCCCCGCGCUGCAGUUCAUCACCGCGAUGGGCGUCUUCGGAGGCUCGAACGCGGUCUGGCGCGUCGCGACGCUGAACCAGUACCAGUUCCGGUGCGACGUGCAGACCGAGGACAUCGAGCUGUCCACGCGCGUCGCUCUCGGCAGCGUGCGCAUCCUCCGCUUCUGCCCCGAGGCGCGCUCGGGCGAGCUUCCUCCGAGCGGCUUCAAGGCCCUCUACCGCCAGCGGCUCCGGUGGGCCAUCGGGUGGGACCAAGUGAGCAUGGAGCACUUCCGCGGCAUCUUCCGCUCGAAGAUCUCGUGCUACCGCAAGCUCGGCCUGCUCUACCUCCUGCCGAUGCGCUGGCUCAUCGUCCUCACCGCAAUCUUCAACGCCUGCAUCGCCCCCUGCCUCUCGCUGGUGGUCCUCAUCUGCAUCUCCCUCUGCCGCAUCUGCACUGGCAGCGACGGCGGCUGGGCCGUCACCAAGCGGGCGCGCGACACGCAGCACUUUGGCGACCUGGACGAGCUGGAGGCGGACCCGAAGGGACUGCGGCACACGCUGCCGAGCGGCGCAGCAGGCGCGGGCUCGCGCACCGCGGCCAGUCGGCCCGCGAGCCUGAGACCGCGCGGCGGGCCGGACGGCGCCAGCCUCGCGGCGGCGGAGGAGGGGGGCGGAGAGUACGCGCCGUUUGAGGAGGGAGGCGGAGGCGGAGGCGGCGACGCCGACGCCGCGCCGACGCCGCCGCCCGCCAUCGCCACCGCGGUCGCGGGCGCACCGCCAGACUUUCGGCAACGGCAGCAGUGA
Emiliania huxleyi CCMP1516 is the source of this 1488-nucleotide messenger RNA. RefSeq lists its product as hypothetical. Lineage: Eukaryota; Haptophyta; Isochrysidales; Noelaerhabdaceae. The coding region runs from base 1 to 1488 and encodes 495 amino acids. The record is from RefSeq and is a predicted model, not a curated record. The transcript has 8 exons.